This is a messenger RNA of Torulaspora globosa, 1158 nucleotides long. It is a transcript of the gene RDS2, whose product is annotated as gluconeogenesis transcription factor RDS2. Bases 1 to 1158 code for a protein of 385 amino acids. NCBI's taxonomy places the organism in Eukaryota, Fungi, Ascomycota, Saccharomycetes, Saccharomycetales, Saccharomycetaceae. Gene Ontology annotation, biological process: regulation of DNA-templated transcription. The record is from RefSeq and is a predicted model, not a curated record. Gene Ontology annotation, cellular component: nucleus. Gene Ontology annotation, molecular function: RNA polymerase II transcription regulatory region sequence-specific DNA binding; DNA-binding transcription factor activity, RNA polymerase II-specific; zinc ion binding. The transcript has a single exon.
AUGAGUGUACCUGAGAAGAAGCGAAAGAAGAAUGGAAGGUCAUGUGUGUUUUGCCGCAGGUCGCAUUUGAUUUGCGAUGAUCAACGGCCUUGUACCAGAUGUGUCAAGAGAGACAUAGCGCAUCUAUGCACGGAUGAAAAUGGAUCGAAUUCUGCUACUCCUGGGCCAAUUGGUGAUCAAGGGAGGUCUUCGAUGGACUUGGGCCCGAACGAGACCGUUGGAUUGCCGGAGACGCAAGCGAACGUGAAUAGCGGGGCUCCGAUGAGCAGAACUUCAAGUCUUUUACCACAACAGCCCACGUUUGUGUCGGAACAUGUUGGGUCAGAGUUCAGCUCGCUGAAUGAGUUUUUAAAUAUGCUGGAGGACCCGUUGCUGAUGAACCAGUCAGGGCAGCAGGCGAAACCGGAGCCUGAAGGCUCCGGUAGUUUCGCCAAUGGCGAUGCCACAUCAGUGGUGAUCGAUCCAAAUCAACCAAACCAGCCUUCAGUGCAUGAUAACACUGCAGCCACUCCCAAGGAGCACUUCUUCCUGACCGCGGCGGACCCGUCAACGGAGAUGACGCCAGAGAACAGGCUGAAGCUGGUGAUCAAUGCAAAGCUAGAGGCAGGUCUACUGCAACCGUACAAUUACGCUCAGGGCUACUCAAGAUUGCAAAACUAUAUGGACAAGUACAUGAAUCAGUCGUCAAAGCAGCGAAUACUGAAACCGCUCUCAACGAUUCGUCCCGCGUUCAGAGCGAUCGCUAGGUCGUUGAAAGACGUGGACCUGGUUCUUGUAGAGGAGGGCUUUGAAAGGAUGCUUUUGUCGUAUGAUCGCGUCUUCACAUCGAUGAGCAUGCCCGCAUGUCUGUGGAGGCGUACCGGCGAGAUCUACAGGGCAAACAAGGAAUUUGCUUCGCUGGUCGACUGCACGGUGGACGAUCUUCGAGAUGGGAGGCUGGCGAUUUAUGAAUUGAUGACUGAAGAAAGUGCUGUCAAUUUCUGGGAGAAAUACGGUUCGAUAGCCUUCGAUAAGGGGCAGAAAGCUGUGCUUACAAGCUGCAACCUUAGGACAAGGGAUGGCAGAAGAAAGAGACCAUGCUGCUUCAGUUUUACAAUAAGGCGAGACAGGUACAACAUACCGAUCUGUAUUGUUGGUAACUUUAUACCUAUUUCCUAA